Molecule: messenger RNA, 1308 nt
Organism: Morchella importuna
Lineage: Eukaryota; Fungi; Ascomycota; Pezizomycetes; Pezizales; Morchellaceae
Exons: 6
Coding region: 1-1308 (435 amino acids)
Source: RefSeq, a predicted model, not a curated record
AUGUUCAAAUCCCACCCCUGGGUUCUCAAAGUCCUCACCUACGCCCUCAUCCCGCUCAAUCUCUCCCUCUUCACGCUCAUCAUCCUCCUCACGCACGCCUACAUCCACCCCACCACCUCCGCCCCUCCUACUACCUCCGCUCCCACGGCGCCCGCACCUUCACCAUCCUCACCAUCAGCACCAUCACCGCCAGCGCGCUCACAGGCCUCCUCAACGCCCUCCUCCUCCACCACACGCUCACCUCCCACCCCCGCCGCUACGACUCCUUCAAGCGCACCCUCACCGUCCACCUCCCCGCUUCCGCCUCCGCACACACUACCUCCACUCGCCUUCCGCGCGCCCUUCCAGGAAAUGGCAUGGGCAGGGGCAUGCAGCGGAUACGCGCUCAUGGCCGAGGUGGAGGUUCUACCGGGCUGGUACGACGGCGGCAACGGCAGCGUGUUCGGCGCGAGUAGUCGCGUGCGGUACUGGAAGGACGGGGAGGAGGUGGGGGUGAUGGAGCUGGUGCGGCACUAUCGCAUGGAGCCCGGGUUUAACCUGUACCGCAGGGGCGCGCCGGAGCGGGAGCGGUUUGAUAAGCUGGCUGGGUGGGGGCUGCUGGAUAUGAGGUUGGUGGUGGGCGAGGGGGCGGGCAGGUAUUGGGGUGGGGGGAAUGGGACGGGGAAUGGGACGGUGGGCGGGGUGGUGGGGAAUGGGACGGUGGCGGCGAGGGGGAGGGUGGGCGAGGUUAGGCUGGAUUUGAAGUCGUCGACCUACGACGCAACCUACACAAACACCAGCCACCCGCACCUGCGCGGCAGCUACGACAUCCUGCCCAAGAACCUCACCUUCCCGGGGCUGCAUCUGCUGCACGCCCAGGAGGGGAAGGAAUGGCGCUUCACGGACCACGUGUGUCUGCCGCCGCGCAUCUCGCUCGGCGAUCCCGACCGCCAGACGAAGGAGGAUGUCCAUGGCGAGUUGAGCGACGACUGUACUAAGUACCGGCUGUGUGCGCUGAAACGCGCAUAUCCAAACACCGAGAAGCGAGCGGACGGGAGCAAGGAGCUAGCGGGAGGCGAGGGCGAGGGGUGGAGGGAGUGGUGGGCGUGGGUGGAGGAUGUGUGGCCGAUUGUGACUGGGGUUGUGGCCUGGGAGGUCGAGAAGUAUUCGGCGUGUUGUGUACGGAAUGACGGAUACCCUGACUGGUUGGAGUGGGAUAAAUGGUUUCUCUUUGACCGUGGGGGCCGGACAAUACAAUGCCAUUUUAUUUCCCACUCGAGAGACAGCGCGGGUGCGAGUGUGUGUGUGUGUGGUUCUGAGUUGGGUUAG